AUGACUCCGCCAAGCCCCUCUUCCUCGUCGCGUUAUUCGCAAGACCCUUUUGGCGGCGCGACCGCCGAUCUUCACGUCGACAUCAUCGAGCAGGAGCUUGGACGACGCUUAUUCUACACCACCCUCGCCGGCUACCGGACGCUGCAGCAGCUUGGCUCCGGUGACGUGACUAUCCAUGUGCCUCCUGAAACCCCGACUUCACGCUAUCCUCCCUUGCCCCUCGAAGUGGAUGAUGAGUAUAUCUUUUCAACACAUGUUGAUCCACAACCAUCCAAUCGGAUUUCUCUUCUGGUGGGCUUCAACGCCAACGUCCGGGUGCUGAGUUCGUAUAAUACUCUCUCCGCCUGGGAGACUGCGUUUGGGAGCGGCCAGGUCUUUGAUUGGGAACGGCAACGCUCUCUUAUGUGGGAGUGUCUGCAAAAGGCUAAAUCUGCCCUUUCUAAUGUUCCACGGGAAUUGGCGAUCCAGCUAUCCCAAGAUCCCGAAAUGGACAAUGGGCAAGGCCAAUUCGACCCUCCACCUCCUGUGGAGGACCUGCGGGCACAUAAACGCCAUAUGCAACUUCAGAUUCAAAAGGCGAACAUCUACGCAAGCCAGCUGGGCACCCGGUCAUACUUGGUAGAGAAAUAUUGGACCUUGUACGGGGCAUGGAAAUUGCAGCGGAAACAGUCCGACCAGCAAAUACCUGUCAGCCCCCGAACUACGAUUAAGGUUGAAGGUGAGCAGCCGCAGAGUCUGGACACAUCCGAUGCGGAUGCCCAAUCAGAUUAUAUUGGAAGGAUGAUGGCGGAAGAGCGUCGGCUGGUGAUCCGUGACCUAUUUAUCUUGUUGCAAUCGGUCAACGAGAGUAGUAUGGAACCCAAUGGCGGCAGCUUCACCGCUAAAAUCCGCCAAAUUGCAUCCACAUUACUCAACUUUCCGCAUCAGAACAUGAUCACGCCCUCCAUGACUGGUCCUCACCCUUUGACUUCCGCAGAAGCCGAAGCUUACCUCCGCGCAUUCAUUGAUACUCUUGUACGCCUAGAGGGGUUCAAGUCCGGUUCUAGCCAGGGCUCCAGCGGCUCCAGUCCCGAGGUGCACCGACAAUCAAUCAGCUACUUGAGCGACCAUGAUCGCGAUGAAGAAGAGCUGCGCCAAUGGGCCAGUCUGAAAGAAUACCAGGCCAAGUUUGCCGAAGCAGGGGGCAUGUUAUCCGAACUGUAA
Messenger RNA from Aspergillus niger, 1203 nucleotides. RefSeq lists its product as hypothetical. Lineage: Eukaryota; Fungi; Ascomycota; Eurotiomycetes; Eurotiales; Aspergillaceae. Gene Ontology annotation, cellular component: nucleus. The record is from RefSeq and is a predicted model, not a curated record. Gene Ontology annotation, biological process: positive regulation of transcription by RNA polymerase II. Gene Ontology annotation, molecular function: sequence-specific DNA binding. The transcript has 2 exons. Bases 1 to 1203 code for a protein of 400 amino acids.